CCAAUGAAACGCGAACGUUCAUGUUUUUGUAACGACGUACAAACUCACUAAUAGCUAUAAUUUGAUACGAAAUUUUAUUUCUUGUAUUCGCUUAGUGUUAAACGAAUGAUUUAAGACUAUUACUUAAAUAAAAUAUUCAGUGCUUGCUAUGUUCUCUUUGUGAUUUUUCAAUCGGAGGCUGUUUCGUUCGAUAUGGCUCCUUUCAUUUUAUUUAUCGUGGCAUUUGUCCUGGAAACGGGGGUGUCAGCAAUACAAGUAACUUUAUCGGAUAAUGGGCCUGCAGUGCGAGGAGCGAAAGUGACAUUCACAGCCACUAUUGUAUCGGGCUACUCGGGGGAGAACUUCAAAUUUGUUUUCAGCGAUAAUGCAGUACCACAACACCUUCAAGAGAUCGUCAGUACGAAUAAAACCGUCACUUGGAGCGUUGAGUACUAUCGGAGCACCUACGAAGCUGGCCAGUACAAUGUGCAUUUGGAUGUUAAGAGGAAUUACUUUGAAAACCUGUGGUGGACCGUCGCCACAGCUUUCACCGUAUUCAAUCUUACAGACACAUUGCACGGUGACAUGAUAUUAAAUCAAAAUGAAGAACGAAGGCCUAACAAUUUCGUGGCAGUCAACAAGCCUGUCAACCACUUAAUCCAACUCGAGGAGAGUGAACUGCAAUUUUUGAAGGCAAAUUCCUCUUCAAUAAUCACAUACUGGUUGGUAGACUGUGUCUUAAUGGAGAGAACAACCGACUUCUCUUUUAACUACACUUAUGAAGACAAUAUGGGCUGCCACGAAAUAGAAGCUAUAGUCGUUGCAGACAAUGAACCAUUACCGCCAAUCACGACUACGACGACUACGACUACUACGACGACAACUACAACGACUACGACAACUACUACAACACCUAAACCAACAACAACUUCGUCAACAACAGUUGCCCCAACAACAGUGUCAACAUCAACAGUGCCAUCAACAACACCUAAGAAAGCUACAGAUGUUAAUGAUACGCAACAACAUAAAGUUGCGAAACGAGCCAUUUCUAACAGAACAACUAUGAAAGGCAAAGAUGGUGAGAAGUCAUCGUGUGCUAAUAUAGUGCCUGUUGGCAAAGGAUAUACCUUCGGAAGAUAUCAGCACACUGUAUUUGUUAGAGAACCGAUAUCAACAAUCAACAUCACAGGCUCAGAUUGGCUGCAACACGGGGAUCUAUUAAACUUAAACGUCAAAUACACGGGAUCCCAACCAUUCUUCUACUGCAUACAAUAUAAGCUUGGCCAAUACAAUAUUACUGGCAAUGAAACUUGCCUUACUAAGACAAGAACCGUUGCCAACAACUUUCCUCUAGUCCAUUAUUUCUCGGACAGUGAUCAGCAUACUGUUCUUGUGAUCAUUGAGAAUGAAAUUGGGAAGGCUGUUACUAAAUCUACUAUCAAUAUUUAUAAAGCGUUGGUGCAUGCACAGUUGUCGGUCAUAGUAAUACCGGUGUUCUUCUGCCUCGUAGCUGUCAUCCUAGUCGUGUUUGGUAUCGCCUACUAUCAACAUCGUACGAGGCACUCCGUCGAAGUAGCAGACUUCGACUUCGGGCAAGCACACCUCGUCUACAAAACGUUUACGGAAAGACUUCGAGAAAGCUUUAGCAACGCUUUCAAUUUCCGUCAGCGAGACGACACAGACCCACUUACUAACAACACUAGAUACGACUCUAUGACGUAAAUAUUAAUUUAUUAUAUACAGACGCCAGCAGGUCAACCUACUCGAAUCUGUCAAAUUUUACCAAUCGAACAUUAACCUUCCUAUACCUCCCACUAUUGUGAUAAGGUUGAAAAUAAUUUGAAGACAUUUGACAGAUUGGGGUAGGUCGAUGUGUGUCUGUACACUCGCCUGCAAAAGUUGCUCACACCAUCUAUAUCUAUGAAGGAGGAUGUGUGAUCAACUUUUGUAGCCGGUUGUACACAUGACAAUUUGAGCGAGCAGGCAAGUAACCCAAAGAUUCUAUGCUUUUUGCACGGGUUACGCAUUUAUCUUUGCUGCAUAUUAACCGAUUAAAAAAAUACACAUUUAAUACAUGUUGAGAACCCUGUUCUAUUUCACAAAACAUGGCAAUGUUAGGAAAUGGCUUUCACUAUCAUCUUUUUAGUCGAUAAAAUGUAGUUACUUGCCUGCCCACUUACUGUCCGUACAUUUAGUUGGCGAUGGCAUUCGUUGCGGUAUGAAUGGCAGAGAAAGGUAGCAUUAUGCAACAAAUUAGCGAUAGAAUGUGAUAUAGUUAUGAGUGCCAUCGUUAAUUAAUUUCAUACGUAGUUAGUUUGAUCGCCGACAGGUAACUAGGCGCACUCUUUUGAUCAGUGCAUAUCUUCUGCGAUACUGAAUUUAUGACGGACAGAAACAGUCAGUUAUCACUUAAUUUUCGUUUUAAACUUACUAUUGUAUAUUGUUUUUUGUCGGUGGUCAAACUCUGCCAUUUUUUAUGUCUGUGUCAAAUGUAAAAGUAUUAAUAUAUUUAUCACGUACAUUUUUAUUAAUUAAUUCAUUCCAAUGUCCUACUUACUUUAAAUAAAAUAAAAAGUGUAAAAUAGUAAUGAAUAUUUGUUUCGGAUAGAGUAUAUCGAUUGUUGUAGCAAUUAGGGACAGUUUAUGGUAAUAGUCUGACAUGGAAUUGUGUUUUAAAGAUGUAGGAACUUCGCUUAAGUUCGUGCGGAAAUUUUGGAAUGCACUACGUAUUUACUGCUUAAAUUAUUCUUAUAGCGACAUCGUUAUUAUGGUCAUUUUUAACAGUUGUUUCAUUGAUCUAAGCCCUAAGCUAAAUUAGCUCUGCCAUGCCAAUCUAGCGCUUUGUUGAUUCUGUAACCGUCAAUGAAGUUUUGACAAUUAUACUUUGCUUGACUUAAUUGAAUCUUUUUUUAUUGUAUGGUUAAACAAUCUCAAGAUAUAAUAGCGAUGGAUCGGAUGGUGUACAAAAAAGGUUUAUAUUGAUGAGCUUUAAAAAUAUGAACGGAAUGUAAAUCGUCGUAAAAAGUUUGGUUUUAAAGAAGGCCUCUCAAUUAUCGUUUAAUUAAGUAUAUGUGAUCUCUGUGUCUGUCUUGUCUGUUUUGUGUGUCAUUUGAAAAUAUUUUUACCAAAAAUCAUGGAUUAUGUUGUAAUUAUAAAGUUUUUUUUUCUAACGGACUGACGCGUAUGAAAUGAAAAUUAUAUUUUUUUACUGUUACUUUGUUUGCAAUAUUUAUGUUUGAACACUUUCUUUGCUUUGUCUUGCUACACUGUCUCUCGUAACGAGUGAAAUAUGUAGUCUGAAAGAAGUUUUUUUACUUGAUAAAGAAAUUAAUUACUGGGAAAAGGGAUUCUAUAUAUCGUGUUUAAUGGGAAGGAGCGGUGCGAACAAACGCGAUAAACUGUGAUACGCAAUAUUCAAUCAAGUAUGAAAAUCGUGGAAGAGGGGUGAUCGCGCGGCCGCUAAAUUCGACGUGACAUCGUGUGAAGAUAUGCCAGAUGUCCUUCUAAUCUCGAUCUGUGGAGACUAACGGCCAGUUCCAAUUUUCUAUCUAAGUAAUUGUUAUUUUGCUUACUACAGCUAGGAAUUUGACAUUACUAGUAGGUACAUAUAGCUCUAAUUUCAGAAUUCUAUCUAAAGUAAGCCUGUUGAUUACUGAUAGAUAAAGUAUUGCGAACGGCCAUAGUCGUGCUUUCUUCGAAUUUAGAAUACUUAUAAUUUUCGUUACCAGAGACAAUGAAGUAGAUGAGGUAUAAACUUUUUUUACAAUGGAACUAACUGAAACUAGUGCUAUGUUAGGACUGAAACGCACUAACGUGAUCAGUCAUGGUUUGUGAUAUAUUAGAUUUAAUCAAAUUAGGUCUAUAAUUAAUCGUGUAUUUAAUUACGAAUUUGUGCCAAAAUUAUAAACCUGGACAGACCUUUAACUCUUUUGUUUGUUUUCCUUUUAAUAAAAGUUUGGUUAUAAUGUAAAAGCUCGAAAGGAGGUCGUAAUUAAUAUGGGACGUAAUUUUUUUGUAUCUAAUAACUUUAAAUUGAUCAUUUUCUCUUCGAUUUGCAGAUCAGAUGAUGUGAAUGUUUGGGGUUAUAGUUCUGGCGCAAAUUGUUAAUAUUAAUUUGUAGUUACAAUAAAAUGUUAUUUAAAA
Molecule: messenger RNA, 4122 nt
Organism: Helicoverpa zea (corn earworm)
Lineage: Eukaryota; Metazoa; Arthropoda; Insecta; Lepidoptera; Noctuidae
Exons: 8
Coding region: 193-1701 (502 amino acids)
Source: RefSeq, a predicted model, not a curated record